Molecule: messenger RNA, 720 nt
Organism: Pantherophis guttatus
Lineage: Eukaryota; Metazoa; Chordata; Lepidosauria; Squamata; Colubridae
Source: RefSeq, a predicted model, not a curated record
AUAGAAACUGAACAAGAAAUAAUCAACGAAUCCACAAACGCGAUUUCGAGAGAAUCCGAAGAAUACACCACUGAAGAAGAAGAACUAAUAAAUGAAAAUGAUGGCCAGGAAGAAAUCGAAAUAGAAAAUAACGAACUCAGGUCAGAGAUACUAAAGAUUUUGAAAAGCCAGAAGAAUGAUGAAAGCCUCAUCGCGAACCUCCAAGAAAUGCUGAAGAACAGCGGAGCAGCGAGAGAGAAAAACAUCGCUAAAGAGAAACCCAAAGAACAAAAAACUGUGAGUGAUAUGACUACAGAGAAAGUCGUUACGAAAAAGAAAAGAUGUGAUCCCGCGCGAAAUUUUGAAUGGCAGCCAUCUUGGUUUCAACAAGCCUCCAAAGUGAGCGAAGCAGAGCCAAUCAAAAUGCUCAGUUCAAAAUUUCUGGCGCGAAAAACGUUAUCAGACAACGAAAGUGAAAAGGAGGAUUCAAACUCUUCGGAAGAGCCAGAAUCAGAAAAUGAAAACGAUUUAACGAAAUCACAAGUAAAGUCAGCAAUGAAGACGCUUUUUGCCGCAUUCGGGCCAAAAUUAAAAAUUUCCAAAGCGCCAACGAAGAAGCAAGCAGACAAGCCGAUACUUCAAGACCUGCACGCUCCCAUCCUGACUUCGAGAACAACGACGCCCGAGCCCAGAGAGCCGUGUCGAUUCCGACCUACACCGCAGACCGAAACAAUCACAUAA